AUGAGUUUCCAAAACUACGAACCCUUCCAGGGCCAACCCGGUGGCGAACAGGCCGGCGCGCCCGCAGGUGCAGGUGCUCCGGCGCAGCAGGGCGAUCUUGGACAGUCCCUCGACAAUGGUGCUGGCGGCUUCCCGUCUGGUAACAUCGGACCCCCAGGAAGCGCUGGCAUUGAACAACAGCAAGGUGGCGAGGGAAAGACUACUCUCUGGAUGGGCGAAUUGGAGCCUUGGAUCGAUGAGAACUUCGUCCGCAGCAUUUGGUUCAACAUGGGCGAACAAGUCAAUGUCAAGAUGAUUCGCGACAAGUUCUCUGGCAGCAAUGCCGGAUACUGCUUCGUCGAUUUCUCAACCCCAGCCGCAGCCGCCAAGGCUCUCAACCUCAAUGGAACGCUCAUUCCCAACUCAAAUCGCCCCUUCAAGCUCAACUGGGCAUCGGGAGGCGGCCUCGCUGAUCGCAGCCGCGAUGACCGUGGGCCCGAGUACUCCAUCUUCGUCGGAGACCUUGGCCCCGAGGUCAACGAGUUUGUCCUUGUUCAACUGUUCCAGAACAAGUACAGCUCUUGCAAGUCUGCCAAGAUCAUGACCGACCCCAUCAGCGGCAUCUCCCGCGGUUACGGCUUCGUACGCUUCGCCGACGAGGAGCAGCAGCAGAGUGCACUCCGCGAGAUGCAAGGUGUGUACUGUGGUAACAGGCCCAUGCGCAUCUCCACUGCUACUCCCAAGAACAAGAGCGGCGGACCUGGUGGACCUGCUAUGGGGGGCAUGCAACCUGGCGGCCAAGGCCCAAUGGGAAUGUACUCCAUGGGCGCUCCCCCUAUGGGCUUCUACGGUGCACCGCAACCCAUGAACCAAUUCACCGACCCGAACAACACCACCGUCUUCGUCGGUGGGCUCUCCGGUUACGUCACCGAAGACGAGCUCCGCUCUUUCUUCCAGGGCUUCGGCGAGAUCACUUAUGUCAAGAUUCCCCCGGGCAAGGGAUGCGGUUUCGUCCAGUUCGUGCAGCGCCAUGCUGCCGAGAUGGCGAUCAACCAGAUGCAGGGCUACCCCAUCGGCAACUCUCGCGUUCGUCUUUCCUGGGGCCGCAGCCAGAAUAACUCUGGACCCGCUGGCACCCCUUACCGACCCACCCCACCACCACCCAUCUACCCUCAGAUGGGCAUGCCGCCGUCUCACCCUUACGGCAAUUUCGCUCCCAUGAAGGUGGGUGACAACCCAGGACAGCCCGAUGGCCCUUACUAA
Aaosphaeria arxii CBS 175.79 is the source of this 1242-nucleotide messenger RNA. Its product is annotated as putative mRNA binding post-transcriptional regulator. The transcript has 4 exons. The record is from RefSeq and is a predicted model, not a curated record. Gene Ontology annotation, biological process: mRNA splice site recognition. The coding region runs from base 1 to 1242 and encodes 413 amino acids. NCBI's taxonomy places the organism in Eukaryota, Fungi, Ascomycota, Dothideomycetes, Pleosporales. Gene Ontology annotation, cellular component: cytosol. Gene Ontology annotation, molecular function: mRNA binding.